Poeciliopsis prolifica (blackstripe livebearer) is the source of this 3015-nucleotide messenger RNA. RefSeq names its product RUNX family transcription factor 2b (gene runx2b). The transcript is spliced from 8 exons. Gene Ontology annotation, cellular component: nucleus. The record is from RefSeq and is a predicted model, not a curated record. NCBI's taxonomy places the organism in Eukaryota, Metazoa, Chordata, Actinopteri, Cyprinodontiformes, Poeciliidae. Gene Ontology annotation, molecular function: RNA polymerase II cis-regulatory region sequence-specific DNA binding; ATP binding; DNA-binding transcription factor activity, RNA polymerase II-specific. The coding region runs from base 721 to 2115 and encodes 464 amino acids. Gene Ontology annotation, biological process: regulation of cell differentiation; neuron differentiation; regulation of transcription by RNA polymerase II.
GCUCUCCACUCACACCCUCAAAUCUUACCAAGUUCAGCUCUCCCUGCUCAAAGGCAGACAGGAGCAGCACGGCAGCCUGUUAAACGAGUUGAGGGAAGGAGCAGAAGAGUCACAGAGUGAGACAUAGACUGGAAGGAGAGAAGGAGGGGAAGGGGGGCUGCAUGAGUGAAGGGAGAGCAAGGCAGAGAGAGCACUGUUGCCCAUAUGCCGACAGGAGCAUGGGCGGUUGAGCAACCUGGCCCCCACUGAAGCUUCCUGACUCAUGGGAGCGUCAGGAACCAGGUCCCAAGAGAGCCUGGAAAACGCUGCCGGAUCACGCGUGGUGGGAGAAGGAGGGGAGAGGAAAAAACUCUUGGAAGGGGAGGCAAGAGGCAAGACAAGCUGCAACGGUAGGCUGUCCCACUCAGCUGCUGUGCCGUGAUGACGUCGGCGGGCAUGUGACCCAGGGUCUCCAGUGACGCCGCAUGGAGGGCAGGAAAGAGACGAGUUUUAAAGCUGGUGCCUUUUGGGUUGUGUGAGGGCUCUGCUCGCCUCCCCAACAACCACAGAACCACAGACGUGCGGCUCGGGGUUGGUGUCUGAGGGCGACCUGGAGUGUAAAUGGUUAAUCGUCACGGGCCAGCACCAGUCACAAGGACGGCGCUAAGCAAGUAAGACGUGUCGAGGGUCACAGAAACCGCAGAGGAACAAAAGUGGGGCUUGCUGGAACCAGAGGCAGCCAUGGCAUCCAACAGCCUCUUCAGCACAGUGACACCAUGUCAGCAAAACUUCUUCUGGGAUCCCAGCGCCAGCCGGAGGUUCAGUCCGCCGUCCAGCAGCCUCCAGCCGGUCCCCGGGAAGAUGAACGACGUCAGCUCCCCGGCGGGCCAGCCGGACGCGGCGGCCGCCGUGCCGCGGCUGCGUCCGCCGCACGAGAACCGCAGCAUGGCCGAGAUCAUCGCCGACCACCCGGCCGAGCUGGUGCGCACCGACAGCCCCAACUUCCUCUGCUCGGUCCUGCCCUCCCACUGGCGGUGCAACAAGACGCUGCCCGUCGCCUUCAAGGUGGUCGCCCUGGGCGACAUACCCGACGGGACGGUCGUCACGGUUAUGGCGGGCAACGACGAGAACUACUCGGCCGAGCUGCGGAACGCCUCGGGCGUGAUGAAGAACCAAGUGGCGCGCUUCAACGACCUUCGCUUCGUGGGCCGCAGCGGCAGAGGCAAGAGCUUCACACUGACAAUCACGGUAUUCACCAACCCACCGCAAGUGGCCACGUACCACCGAGCCAUAAAGGUCACCGUGGACGGACCGCGUGAGCCCAGGAGGCAUCGUCAGAAACUUGAGGACCCGCCCAAAGCUGGCCUGUUCUCAGACCGCCUUAGUGAGCUUGAGAGGAUGAGGGUGAGGGUCACGGUUCCCACGCAAACGCCCCGACCAGCUCUCAACACCGCAGCCAACACCUUCAACCCGCAGGGUCAGACACAGAUAACAGACCCUCGUCAGUCCCAGUCCUCUCCUCCGUGGUCGUACGAACAGCCGUACCCGUCCUACCUGAGUCCCAUGGCGUCCCCCUCUGUCCACUCCACCACCCCCCUCUCCUCCAGCCGAGGCACGGGCCUGCCUGCCAUCAGUGACGUGCCUAGACGAUUGCCAGGGUCUUCUGACCUGAGUCCGUUCCCCGGCCAGUUCGAGCGCCAGUUCCCGAGCCUCUCCUCCAUCACGGACAGCCGCUUCUCCAGCCCGCGCAUGCACUACCCGGCCACCUUCACCUACACCCCGCCCGUCACCUCGGCCAUGACGCUCGGCAGCGCCCACUACCACACCUACCUCCCCCCGCCGUACCCGGGCUCCACCCAGAGCCAGAGCGGGCCCUUCCAGACCAGCAGCACGCCGUACCUGUACUACGGCGCCUCCUCCAACUCGUACCAGUUCUCCAUGGUGCCCGGCGGCGACCGCUCGCCGUCUCGGAUGGUGCCGCCUUGCACUAGCGCCUCCACGGGCACCUCGCUGGUGAACCCCAACCUGCCCAGCCAGACGGAGGGGGGCGUGGACGGCGACGGGAGUCACAGCAACUCGCCGACCGUGCUGAACCCCGGCGGGCGCAUGGACGAAGCGGUGUGGAGGCCGUACUGAGGAAAGACCAGGAGGACAUGCGGAUGACAAGUCAAGUGAUGUCACGGUUUACAAGCACAAAACCCCCUUUUGUUUUCUCAUAUCAUAAUAAGGGGGGAUUUCUUUCUUUUUUCUUUUUUUUAAUUUUUAUUUCACAUCCUCAGCUGUCUCCACCUUCCGCUUGGAAAUUAAAACAGAGAUGAUGAUGAUGAUGAUGAUGAUGGGGGAAGGGCAGGGAGGAGUUGGGAAAAUGAAAUAAAAGAACAUACAUGCACCGACUUGUCUUCCUGGAAUGUGUUUGGACCGAGGCACUACAAAGGGAGCCAUUCUCACUGCAAUAAUGAGAAGAAAAGACAUUUAAAAAAAACAAACUAUUUUUGAUUUCCAAGCCUACGCAGACGGGACGUUGUUUCAAUUUUUAGGGCGGCCCCUCCAGCUAAGGGAUGCUGCGUCGACAUUUGUAAAAGACUGCCCCUCUGUUUUUCUUUUUUGUAACGUGUUUGUACUUUAUUAAGCCUUUUUUUUUUGUUUGUUUUUUUUGCAGAGCAUGUUUUUGUACAAUAUCGAGAUGCAACCUAAGCACUGAGUAGCAGAUGAGAAGCGUGUGUUACCAAAAAAGCGGCGUGGACAUUCAUUUUGCUCUAAACCAAUUAAUUUAACUUGUACAUUGUGGGUUGAUGUAGAUUGAAACGUUUUGUUUUUGUUGUUUUGUUUUGUUUUUUUCUUUUGUUAGUUUUUUCUCUAGUUUUAACUUAUAAAAGCCAUAAAUUAUGUAUUGUAUUUGAAACUUGAGUCGAAGAAGUGUAAUCUGAAUAUUUUUGAUGCAUCUAUAUGACUAAGUUAAUUUUAUCUUUGAUAGGUAAUUUAAGAGUUUUCUUUUUUUUGUUGUUGUUGUUGUCAUUGCUGUAGCUGCACCCCCCU